AGGUAUGGACGAACAGGUAGAAACUUUCGAAGACUACUAUGACUCCUUUGACCCUGAUACUUACUCUCAUAUUGAGAGUAGCUCGAAAGAGCCAUAUUCUUACUUAGUCGAUGGUGACCGCUCAUACCACGAGAGCAAGUCCCUAGAAUCGUUCUCAUCUCCUUCGCUCUCUGCCCCCUUACACGAGGGCCCUUUUCAAUCAUACAAUGAAAAUACCCACCCCUUUCACAGUGGUGGUGCUGUUUCCGACACCAAUCACGUUAGCACGCUAGCCUUGACGCCAUCCCGUCUAACGAACCUCAACUUGAACCCUACCUUUACCCCGCGACGGGAUUUGAGACAUUCCUAUGUAAAAGAUAUUCAACCAGCAUGUGUCCGAAAGGCGUUCCAUGGGUGCUCCCCUCUCACCAAUACAAGAAUCAUUACCAGGAAUUUCGGAGAUGCUGCCUAUAGGUUACUGUUUUCAUUUGCACAAUUCAAUGCAGUACAGAGUGCAUGUUACUCAAGUAUCAUUGAAGAAGACGAGAAUAUGGUGAUCUCAGCCCCAACAGGAAGUGGAAAGACUGUCUUGUUUGAGCUGGCCAUUGUCAAAAUGUUGAUAGAUGACAAUAGCAGCGACUCGAAGCUUUGUGUUCUGAAAAGUAUCGAGAAUGGUCAAGGAAAUUCGAGGCUACGGGAGCCAAAU
Molecule: messenger RNA, 685 nt
Organism: Acaulospora colombiana
Lineage: Eukaryota; Fungi; Glomeromycota; Glomeromycetes; Diversisporales; Acaulosporaceae
Source: the annotation of a GenBank genome assembly